Messenger RNA from Lathyrus sativus (Indian pea), 405 nucleotides. The record is from the annotation of a GenBank genome assembly. NCBI's taxonomy places the organism in Eukaryota, Viridiplantae, Streptophyta, Magnoliopsida, Fabales, Fabaceae.
AUGGCUUUUCUAACUGGAACAUCCUCACGAUUUUCCCACCAUGCAUCACCACAGCGUGUAGCUUCUCUCCAUACAACCCUACGUUCUCUAUCUACAACCUCACCUACACCUUAUGCUCCACCGCCUCCUCCAUCGGCUUCCUCUCCCGGCGGCCUUUCAAAGACGGCGGAGUACGUGAUCUCAAAGGUUGAUGAUCUCAUGAAUUGGGCUCGUCGCGGUUCCCUCUGGCCUAUGACCUUUGGCCUCGCUUGUUGUGCUGUGGAAAUGAUGCAUACUAGUUCCGCUCGUUACGAUCUGGAUCGAUUUGGGAUCAUUUAUAGACCUAGCCCUCGACAAUCUGAUUGCAUGAUUGUUGCUGGUACUCUUACCAACAAGAUGGCACCCCCUCUUCGCAAGUGGAUGUGA